CGCAAAGGGAAGGGGGACUAAAUGAGAAAACAAGAGCAGCGCGAGUAAAUCUAAGCAAAAUUCACAGAAAAAAAGAAUUAACACAGUAGAACAAGAGGAGGUAGAGCCCUGUCAUGCAUGUGUUUAAGGUGUGGGGUGUGCUCUGUGUGCUCAGCGCUGCUGGUUCGUCUUUAUGUGUGACUGAGAUUGAGGACGAUGACGGCUUUGCAGAGAGCUACGGCAACGAGAUUUCUCUGGACCAACAGCAGGAGUCAUCAAACACACCGUACCAUGCAGGCCUCUCCCACUGGGACAAGCUUUUCAUCGCUCUGGAGGACUCCCACAUGAGGCAGAACAUGCUGCUGGAGUCGGCGGAGCGGUGCUGCGGAGGAAUGGUGCCUCUGAGGAGCCAGCUGGACAAGCUCCUCAGGGGGGCGUCGCAGCAGAGCUCGCCGGGUCAGGGGUCAGCGUGCAGGGCGCAGGCGGAACGCGAGGCUCUCGGGCUGCACCGCGGCCUGGCAGAGCUCCGCCGGGACGGGGCAGAGAUGGAGAGGAGAAUAAACGCCACCUUGCAGGCGAUCCUGCGCGGCAGACACGAGGAUGCGGCUCGGCUGAGUCGUCUCGAGGAGGCCGCGUCAGAAAGCAGGAGCGGCGGCAGCGAACACCAGCCGACUCAGAGGCCCGGAGGUUCGGGCAGAGCGUUUAGCUCGGGGGCGAAUUCAUUCCUGUCCGAGCUGGAGGGGCAGGAUUUGUCCUCACAGGUGGACCUGGAUAUGAUAAGAGGCUCUCUGGUCGUCAUAGCGAGAGACGUGCAGAGGGUUUACCUGCAGCUGAGCACGGCCAUCGAGCAGGUGGGAACUCUGAGCAAGGGCAGAGGAGACACAUGAACUGCCUGCAAAAUAACUAUAUGCACAGCAAAAAAAAAAAAAAAAACUGGCAUUUUGCUUACUUUUUGUUUUUAUAUAUAUAUUUAUAUGUCUAAGAGGUUGUUUUUGUUAUACACGAGCUUGUAUUUUUCUGCUGAGUACAACUCUGAUACGCCAUUAAGAAUCGUGUGGGCUUGCUGUAAUGAAUAAAAGAAUCAAUUA
This is a messenger RNA of Xiphophorus maculatus (southern platyfish), 1067 nucleotides long. RefSeq lists its product as uncharacterized. The coding region runs from base 114 to 866 and encodes 250 amino acids. The record is from RefSeq and is a predicted model, not a curated record. The transcript is spliced from 2 exons. Lineage: Eukaryota; Metazoa; Chordata; Actinopteri; Cyprinodontiformes; Poeciliidae. Gene Ontology annotation, molecular function: complement component C1q complex binding. Gene Ontology annotation, biological process: innate immune response.